Messenger RNA from Lachancea fermentati, 465 nucleotides. The record is from the annotation of a GenBank genome assembly. NCBI's taxonomy places the organism in Eukaryota, Fungi, Ascomycota, Saccharomycetes, Saccharomycetales, Saccharomycetaceae.
AUGACUGCUGACGCUCAAGAGGAUGUUCCACGCGACGUCCGCCUCCUGCAUCUGCUUCUUGCGUCGCAAGCUAUUCAUCAGUACGAAGAUCAGGUUCCUCUGCAACUCAUGGACUUCGCUCAUCGGUACACGCGUGGAGUGCUAAAAGACGCAGUAGUUUUCAGCGAUUACGCUGCCAGUGAUGCCAACGCUGAGCUUUCAGUUGAAGAUAUACGGCUUGCGAUUGGCGCGCGUACCCAGUACCAAUUCAAACCUACCGCACCUAAGGAACUGCUACUGCAGCUCGCUGCCGAGCGUAACAAAAAAGCACUACCGCAGGUCGUCAACAUGUGGGGAACGCGGCUGCCCCCUGAAAAGUACUGUCUCACAGCGAAAGAGUGGCGCCUCGAGGAUGAAGUUGACGAGGACGGGAAUGCGGUCGGCGAAGAGCCCAACGACGCAGCACGUAAAAUGGCGUCUACGUAA